Dioszegia hungarica is the source of this 1527-nucleotide messenger RNA. Its product is annotated as major facilitator superfamily transporter. The transcript has 6 exons. The coding region runs from base 1 to 1527 and encodes 508 amino acids. Gene Ontology annotation, molecular function: transmembrane transporter activity. Gene Ontology annotation, biological process: transmembrane transport. The record is from RefSeq and is a predicted model, not a curated record. NCBI's taxonomy places the organism in Eukaryota, Fungi, Basidiomycota, Tremellomycetes, Tremellales, Bulleribasidiaceae.
AUGCCUAUCCCACCCGCAUAUCCUCAUAACGAACUCGCAGACACGGACCUGCAUCCUAUCGAGCAAGACCGGAAGGACCCCGACGGCAAGCAAGGCGACACGGAGGAUGCAGUCGAAGCUGUGCCGGAUCAGGGCUACGACCCAUUCGAGGUGGACCAGAAGUACCUCGUUGCGUCCAAAUCUACCAAGUUCUACCGCGGCGUACUACUCCAGAUGAUCCUCUUCGGAACACUAGCACUAGUUGGGCCCAGUAUGGCAGAUGCCAUCUCCAACCUCGGCGGCGGUGGUCUCUCCUCUCCCUACCUUGCCAAUCUUGCCAACUCCCUCAGCUACACCAUGUCCUGCCUUCUUACCCUCUGCGGUGGCCCUCUCAUCAACAAAAUCGGCAUCAAAUGGGCAUGUCUCAUCGCUGCCAUUGGUAUGCCUCUUGCUCCCAGCGGGUACUAUACGAGUGCGCGGCUAGGUAUCGACUGGUAUCUCCUCUUAUCCAGGACUGUCGGUGGCCUCACCGACGGAUUCCUUUAUAUCGGCGAAAGCACGGCCAUGCUCUCCUAUCCCCUUCCCGACGAGCGCGGGCUGUACCUCGGUAUAUGGUCUGCGAUGCGGAACUCUGGGUCUAUAUUAGGUGGAGCCAUCAACUACUCAACUAAUUUCUCGAAGGAGACGGCGGGAGGCAUCGCCUGGUCAACGUACCUCGUGUUCGUCGGAUUUUCCGCUACUGGUUUCAUCUGGGCGUUGCUCCUCUCGCCCACAGCGAAGGUCCGCAGGCGGGACGGGAGCCGGAUCCCAUCGUCUGCUCGGAUGUCGUGGAAGGAGGAGUUCGUUGCGCUGUGGAGGCACCUCCAGAAACCUAGAACUUGGCUUAUGUUUGUCCCGGCCUUCUACUCCUUCUUCAUCGGCGGGACCUUUGGCACCUACCUCUCCCUCAAUUUUUCGGUCCGCUCCCGCGCCCUAUCGUCUUUGAUCGUCCCCACCAUCACUGUCCCCGCUGUCCUCCUGUACGGCAAGUUCAUCCUUGACCGCAAGAGCUGGUCGCAGAAGAAACGAGCGUGGAUCUGCGCCGCCGCAUGGGUGAUCCCCCAAGCCGCUGCUUUCAUCUGGGUCAGUAUCGAGAUAUCAAAGCAGCAGAACCCCUUGAUCGCUUAUGACUAUGGAAUUCACGGUGCCCGCUGGGCCGAAGCGUACCUCCCUUACCUCAUCAUCUUUGUCACCUGCUACUGGUGCCAGCUCUCUAUCUACUGGAUCCUCGGUACCUUCAGCACCGAUGUCAAAUCGUCCGCUCGCACCGGCGGGCUUUUCAGGGCGUUCGAAACGGCAGGUCAGGCCGUAUCGUACGGUAUCAACGCCAACUCGGCCAACAAGAACGUGCCCAUGUGGAUCAACAUCGGUGUCUUCGUCGCGGCCCUUCCGUGCCUGUUCUUCCUUAUCAGGCUGGUGCCUGAGCAGCCGAAGGAGCACGACGAUGUUGUCGAGGCGGACGGAAUCAAGCCCGCGGUCCCGGUGGCGUCGGGCGCACUGGUAGCUUGA